Molecule: messenger RNA, 1047 nt
Organism: Lentinula edodes (shiitake mushroom)
Lineage: Eukaryota; Fungi; Basidiomycota; Agaricomycetes; Agaricales; Omphalotaceae
Exons: 6
Coding region: 1-1047 (348 amino acids)
Biological process (GO): autophagy; vesicle-mediated transport; endosomal vesicle fusion
Cellular component (GO): cytoplasm; fungal-type vacuole membrane
Source: RefSeq, a predicted model, not a curated record
AUGACCGUGCCACCGUACCAAAUUCAAGAGCUCAUCACCAAUGUGUUCAGUCAACUAUCAGACUCUGUUUUACAAGGUAUCCAGAUACGAUGUGGGCAAGCUCUAGGAACAGAACUUUAUAUCGGAUGCUCAAAUGGGGAGCUUAUGCGCUUUUCUCUUCAAGGAGGAGAUUCCAACAAGGCUGAAUCAUAUACCAUUUUAUCGCGUCAGAGCGUGCCAAACGACAAAGCAGUGGAAGACAUAGUUCUUUUACCCAGUAUCUCGCGUGCCCUCGUCUUUUCAGAUAACCAGAUCCACUUCUACACACUACCAUCUCUAGAUGUCGUGUCUUACCAACUCAUCAAACCCAUUCGACAUGUCAUUGCUUUUGCAGUGGACCAACUCCAUCUCUUGAAACCCAUGCCACCAACCUCUGGACCUCAUCGUCUCGAACCUGUUGACUUCUGCGUGAUCAAAAGAAGUUCUCUUGCAAUGUACUCGUUAGGGCAACGCUUGUUCUACCAAAAGGAAAUUCCUCUCCCACAAGGUGGAACUCUUGCACGUCGCAUUGGCUCCUCCCUAUGUAUCGCAGACAAAAUCAACUACAAUAUGCUCAACUUAGAAACCGCUGAGAUAUUACCUAUCCUUCCGCUAAAUCAAGACUUCGAUGCUCCCAACUUACCUGUGGAACCAUUCAUCAUCCCUACCGGAGAAGGUGACUUUCUCGUCGUUUCUUGGACUGGCCAAAGUUCAAUGGGCAUAUUCCUUACCGGCUCUGGUGAUCCGGUUCGUGGGACGUUGACAUGGACCCAACAUCCUACCUCUAUAUGUUUGGAUUUACCUCAUGCCACUGCUAUUCUCCCUGAUGGCACCAUCGAAAUCCACAACAUUGACUCGCAGAAUCUUGUUCAAGUGAUUCCUCCUCCCCCCAAUGACGGUCCAGUGGAUCGAACGCGUCUGGUGUCAUCUCUUUUAGGAUAUAUCGUUCCCUCUGAUCAAUAUUUGACCAAAAUGAGCAAAGUUCCAGUGAAAUUGGACCGACGACCUGCAUCGGAAUUGGAAUCCUGA